AUGGGCCGCUUCUUGUGGGCCACGCCGACGCGAUUACGCUUACGACCAUCGUCUACGGUCUGUCAUCGGGCGGUGUAUACUACAGGCGUCCAGCGUCCAGCUCGUGUCAUUUUCUCCGGAAUUCAACCCACAGGCACACCGCACCUCGGUAAUUUUGCUGGCGCCAUUCGCCAGUGGAUUAAGUUACAGAACGAGCCUUCGGAAGCAUGCAAACGGUUUUUCAGUGUUGUCGACCUUCACGCCAUCACAGUACCCCAACAGGCACAUCAGCUUCGGCGUAGUAAACGCGAGACGAUGGCCGCCUUGAUAGCCGCGGGGCUUGACCCACAGCGAUCUGUUCUUUUCAAUCAAUCGUCCGUUGCCGCACACUCCGAGCUCAUGUGGAUCUUGAGCUGCACAGCGUCAAUGGGCUCACUCUCGCGGAUGACGCAGUGGAAGAGUAAGUUGUCGCUCACAGCGGACACCUCGCUUCAAGAUGACGGAGUCAAGGCGGCUUUAAAACUGGGCCUCUUUUCCUAUCCUGUCCUGCAGGCAGCCGACGUGCUGGUACACAGAGCCACCCAUGUCCCUGUGGGAGACGACCAGCGGCAGCAUCUUGAGUUUGCCCGCGAGUGUGCCAAUGUUUUCAACAAUGCCUACGGACAACACCUCGUUGUCCCCCAAACGUUGACUUCAAGGGCACGUCGCGUUAUGUCCCUCCAGCAACCUCACAAGAAGAUGUCCAAAUCGUCGACUGACGCAAGGUCUCGGAUCUUGAUCACGGACAGUCCUGAUGAGAUCAACCAGAAACUCAUGUCGGCGUUAACAGACUGCGAUAACUCGGUCUCUUACGACCCAGUCAACAGACCUGGAGUAUCAAAUCUCUUGGAGAUACUGUCCAUCUUUGAUGAAAGCGGUAGAGAACCCGCACAACUGGCCGACAGCCUUUCAGGGUAUAACCUUAGAAAACUAAAGGAAAAGGUCUCAGAGAGCGUGGUGCUGGGUCUCAAUGGCAUCAGAGAGCGAUACAUUGACCUCCUUUCGGCCGAUGAAGGUAAGUACCUCGACUUUGUGGAGGCGGAAGGUGCGCGGAAAGCUAGGGAAAAUGCGGCAGAGACAAUGGCUAUUGUAAGAGAAGCCACUGGUCUCUGA
Molecule: messenger RNA, 1131 nt
Organism: Verticillium nonalfalfae
Lineage: Eukaryota; Fungi; Ascomycota; Sordariomycetes; Glomerellales; Plectosphaerellaceae
Gene: MSW1
Product: Tryptophan--tRNA ligase, mitochondrial
Exons: 4
Coding region: 1-1131 (376 amino acids)
Biological process (GO): mitochondrial tryptophanyl-tRNA aminoacylation
Cellular component (GO): mitochondrion; mitochondrial matrix
Molecular function (GO): ATP binding; tryptophan-tRNA ligase activity
Source: RefSeq, a predicted model, not a curated record